AUUUGUGAGUGAGAUAAGUAUUGUGGAGUUAAACUCAGUUCUGUGCGAGAUGUCGAACACAAUAGUCGCACGCACUGCUUUGGGCCCAAUUCGUGGCGUUAAGAAAGAGGGCAUUUUGGGAGCAAAGUACCUCAGCUUCUUCCGGAUUCCCUACGCUAAACCCCCACUCGGCGAUCUGAGGUUCAGGGAUCCUCAACCUCCGGAACCAUGGGAAGAGACUCUGGACUGCACAGUUGAGAGCCAAGGAUGCGCUCAGAACAUGUUGUUCAUGAAUAGCUUCGUGGGUGAUGAAGAUUGUCUCCAUGUUAAUGUGUUCACUAAGAAUCAAAACUCAAAGCGACUCCUUCCUGUCAUGCUGUACAUCCACGGAGGCGGCUUCGUCUGUGGCGCCGGCACCACAAUGAUGUAUGGACCGGACUUUAUCAUUGAGCGAGAUGUGGUUCUGGUCACGUUCCACUAUCGCGUGGGCGCUCUGGGAUUCCUGAGUCUCCAGGAUCCCACGCUCAACAUUCCCGGGAAUGCUGGGCUGAAGGAUCAAGUGAUGGCGUUGAAGUGGGUGCGAGACAACAUCUCUUUCUUCGGCGGCGAUCCCAACAACGUGACUCUCUUCGGCGAGAGCGCGGGCGGAGCUUCUGUGCACUUCAUGCUCCUCACUGACCAGGCCAGGGGACUCUUCCGCCGCGCCAUCGUCAUGUCAGGUACGGCGUACGAUCCCUGGGCUUUUGCUCCAGACCUGAAUUGGGCCGGGAAGCUGGCCAAAUCAGUCGGAUGGACUGGCGAAGGCGGUGAAGCUGGAAUGCUGGAGAGUCUGAUGAAAGUGAGCCAGGAAGUGUUGGCAGAAAAGCAAGGGGAGCUGAUCACCCAUGAGAAUCACAAAAAUGCUAUUCUCUUCCAUUUUGGUCCUGUGGUAGAGCCUCAAUGGAGUGUGAAUAGUGUAAUUACUAGUCAUCCACGUAACAUGGCCAGAACGGCCUGGGGAAACUCCAUCCCGAUUAUGACUGGUGGCUGUGCAGAUGAAGGAUUGCUCAACUACAAAGAUUUUACCGCGGACGAUGAUUUCUUGGGAGAUUUGACGAGUUUUGUACCUUGGGAACUAAACUUGCAUCCUGAGAGUGGACGUAGGCAGGAAGCUGCAAAAACGUUAAGGGACUUCUACUUCAAUGGCAAUCGUCCAUCAACAAAAGAUGGAUAUGACAACCACGUGAAGUUUGCAGGAGAUAAAUUCUUCUGGCAUGGACUUUCUCGCCUUGUUCGCGCCAGAUGUGAAGCUGCGCCUUUGGUCCCGACAUUCCUUUAUCGCUUCGCUCUAGAAUCUGAACAUUUUAAUUUUGCUCGCACCUUUAUUUGCGGACCAGGAGUCCGUGGAGUGUGUCACGGUGAUGAUUCAAUCUACAUAUUGAGUUCAGCUCUUGUGACAAAACUACCUGAAGUCGGGAGUAUUGAGCGCAAGACUAUCGAUCGAAUGGUCAGCAUGUGGACUUCAUUCGCGAUCAGCGGAAAUCCCAAUUGCGAAGCAAUUGCGCCGGUCAAGUGGCUUCCCGUGUCUCCGAACGGACCUCCUUAUCGCUGCCUCAACAUCGCCGAAGAAGUGACUUUCCCUCUGCUGCCCGAGACGGAAAGAUUGGCAGUUUGGGAUUCUCUCUACGAACGUGAUCAAUUGAUUUGAUGCGACGACGUUUCGCCAAUUAGUGCCUUAUACGAAACAGUUUCAAUAAUAAAUUUGAGGUUUCAUCUGGACCGCAUGAAACGAAACUACACACUUAAUCCUCUUUAAAUGUGAUAAAAAGGAUAAAAAUGUUUCUUGUUUUAAUUUAUUUGUAAAAUCAAUGAGAGUAUGUAAUUUAAACUUCUGCAUAGCAUACUUAUUCCAUGAAGGUUAGAGCUAAACAUAAGCACAGAGGUUAUUGUUAGCAAUAUACACACCUAAUAACACCCUAUGUCCAUAAAUUAAAACCUAAGAUUUUUUUUGUGUCAUAUGGAACUCAAAACACGUUCACUUUAUCACUUUUAUCGUGUAUCAA
Phlebotomus argentipes is the source of this 2021-nucleotide messenger RNA. Its product is annotated as esterase B1-like. The transcript has 4 exons. The record is from RefSeq and is a predicted model, not a curated record. NCBI's taxonomy places the organism in Eukaryota, Metazoa, Arthropoda, Insecta, Diptera, Psychodidae. Bases 50 to 1666 code for a protein of 538 amino acids.